GCACUGUAUUGACACUUCGUCGAGGAUGUCAAAGUGUGCGUGCAAAAAAAGCAUAGAGGAAAACCACGAAAAUUGUUUUUUCCUCUUACGUGUAGUCUUUUAAGAAUAUUAGACUUCUUCUUAGGUCUCCUCAAUGUUUAGUGAGUUUAGAAGUAGAUAAAUCAUGUCUGUGUUAAGUGAACAGAACUGUGAUGUUCAUCUGCACGCGGAGAUUGAGGUGCUGAAGCAGGCUCUGGCCGAUAAGACCACCCAGCUGAUAGCAAUGGAGACUGCCUGCCUGCGGGAGAGCGAUAGGCAGGUAGAACUCGAGGACAGCAUAAUAGCGUGGCAGGACAAAUACGAUCGUCUGUAUGAAUCCCACAAGCGUGUCCAAAAGGUCAAUCAAAAUCUCGAGGACAAGUUGCUGAAGUUGGUGGAUAGGAAUUCAGGCGAAAGAGCUCAGUUGACUAGCGAUGUAGCCACACUUAGUGUCCGUCUCGCUCAGGCCAACUACAAUAUAGCCAAUCUUCAGCGGGAAAUCGAGCGUUACAAGAUGGAUAUGAGCUUAGCUAUUCAACUGCUUCAGUGCAAGCCAGAUAGUUUCGUAUCGCAAAAGAUAUCAUCGCUUCCGGCGGAAAUUCAGUCAAAAGUAGCAUCGUAUAUGCGCCUGGACACAAACUCCCAUUCAGACUCUGAGGGGAGUACUAGUGGCACAGUGGAUGGCACCACGAGGUCCUAUCGUGUCCUUCCGGCCUCAGAUAGUCCCCCACCACUCUGCCCAUUCCCUCCAACGGCGAUGGUAUACUCAAUGCGAGGACUUGGUAAGUAUGCAGCACAAAAUCCUGAGGUACGCGAUCAAGUCAUAACACCUUCAAUGAUGUCAAAAUUUCUCGAGGAUGAGCUCAAGUCUAGCGAAUUGAAGCACUGCGAGAGUUGUCAGUGCAAUACCAAAGAUCUCACGGUGCUCCCAGAUACGCAGAAAACCUACACCAUUGGCACACAAACCCUCCUCCAUGGCGAUGCUAAUAAUUCUCUCUGCUUACGCUGCAAUAGUAACCUAAAUUCACCGUCGAGGACCAACAGCCCGUAUAUCAUGAAACUGGUCAAGUCAAGUGACAGUGUCAUUAGUGAGACAAAGAGUAGCGUUUCAAAUUCCACUCAGAAUGAGAAAUUGUUUACACCAGCGAAAAAGGAAGAGCUAAUGGUGAAUCCCAUUCUUGGGCACCAUAGGAUCUGUGAUCGCACAAGUCUCAAGAGUCCUUUGGAGCCACUAACGGAUCCAGCUGAUGUGGCUGAGGCUGAUAAAGUAGCGGUUAUUCUGCCUCAGACACCGGGUACUAAAACACCUAAAUCCAUUAGCAGUCCGGAUAAGGGUCCAGGAACGAUGGGUAGCACAAAUAGUCUAUGGAGCAAAACGAGCAGUUCGGAGGGGAACAAGAUGUUUGAGACGUUCAAUAGGAAUCUUAUUAAAACCAUUAAGUCUGAAAACCCAAAGAUCAACGGGCCACGUCUGUGCUCGGUGCGCAUCCAGAAUGGCUCAACUAAUAUCCUGCUAGACGGAGUGGAAACAAGUCCAACUCCCGUCAUCUAUACUCGUCGUCAACGUUUUCUGGACGAAGAAUUGGAUGACACCAAGGACGUAAUCACAAAUCAAGGCAGCUCCUGCGAUACUGCCAAGAUAUCCAUGGUGAUGGCCAAUGGGAAUAAAACGGAUUCGGAAAAGUGUCUGGAGGCGGCUCAGGGUGUUGGGGAGGAUACGAAGGAGGCUGUUAAGAAAUUCAUGAAAUCAACAGGAACUCAGUCUAGUUCAGUGUCCAGUGACACAGAGAUGCAGGAAACGGUGUUGCUGCGAAGGCAACAACUGACGCGUGUAGCUGAAUGGGUGCAGACGACACAGUUGGACAGACGAACGACGCUUCCGGAUGCCUCACCAGGGGUCAAUAACAACGUCGAGGGGCCACUGACGGAGGAAGAGCACAAUGCAAAAACUCACUGUGAUGAUAGGAAAGUGUCUGGGGAUCAAUCGACGACUGUCGUGGAAGUUUCUCCUCAGUGUGUAAAUGGGAAUGAGAGGAUUCCUCCGGCUAAUCCAGUAGAUUUGGCCCAGAUGGAGUAUAAUGUGAAGCAAUUCCUAUUGAAGCAGAAUGAAUGGUCAAUUCACAACAAAAAUGCCGCACCAUUAGUCAGCAAGCCGCACAGAACUGAGACAAAUUUGUAGGAUGGCUUCAAGUAGGAGGAACAGUGAUUCUCAUGUGACCGCCUGGCGACCACAAAAUGACUAUUCCACUCCCAAGUAACGAAUUUCUUUAAUUUAUUCACAUUCCAUGUUCCACGAACAUUUUACAUUUGAUUGUUCUAUUUUGUUAAAUUUGUAUUUUUUGUACAUAUAUACAUUUUUUUUUUGUUAUCUAGUAAUUAAUUUAUU
Molecule: messenger RNA, 2404 nt
Organism: Phlebotomus papatasi
Lineage: Eukaryota; Metazoa; Arthropoda; Insecta; Diptera; Psychodidae
Exons: 6
Coding region: 164-2197 (677 amino acids)
Source: RefSeq, a predicted model, not a curated record